CUGCACGAGAGUCCCAUGGCCUGAAAGGACAGUGACACAACAGCAAAUAACCCCUCUAAAUUCGCACCAAACAUCGUGUACAUGAGAUUUACAAGUCGACCAAAAAUGAACUACAUGCCAGGAACAGCCAGCCUCAUCGAGGAUAUCGAUAAAAAACAUCUCGUCCUGCUCCGAGAUGGAAGAACGUUGAUCGGCUUUCUCAGAAGCAUUGAUCAGUUUGCCAACCUGGUGCUGCAACAGACGGUGGAGAGGAUCCACGUGGGCAAGAGGUAUGGAGACAUCCCUCGAGGAAUCUUUAUCGUCAGGGGAGAGAACGUAGUCCUCCUGGGGGAGAUCGACCUGGAGAAGGAGAGUGACACCAGUCUGCAGCAGGUGUGUAUUGAGGACAUCCUGGAGGAGCAGCGACUGCAGCAGCAGAGCAGGCAGGAGGCAGAGAAGACCAAACACCUGGCCCUGAAGGAGAGAGGCCUGGUCAUGCCCAGACCGGACAUCAUGGACGAAUAUGGAGUACAGCACCAAUACUGACUGGUACACACACACACGGUCAAUAGGUAAUGAUCCAAGUUCACUGUCUUUACUUUACCUUUGAGAGUGAAUCCCCAAUGUACUGGGCACUUUAUGACGAAGCACCUUAUUUCACAUUCAGAGUUUUAUAUUAUGUUUCCCUAAGAGUAUCAUGGCACUGACAUAAAUGUACAGAGUUUUUGUUUGAACCAUUCUUUUAAACUAUUUUGUGAGGUGUAAUGACAACUACAUUUUGAUUUGUACAGAAGUGAAUAGAGGAUUUAUCAAAGUUGUACAUCACUGGAAAGGCCUUUGUUUGUAUUAAACACUUAU
Salvelinus namaycush (lake trout) is the source of this 837-nucleotide messenger RNA. RefSeq names its product U6 snRNA-associated Sm-like protein LSm1. The transcript has 4 exons. The record is from RefSeq and is a predicted model, not a curated record. The coding region runs from base 82 to 525 and encodes 147 amino acids. Gene Ontology annotation, biological process: deadenylation-dependent decapping of nuclear-transcribed mRNA. NCBI's taxonomy places the organism in Eukaryota, Metazoa, Chordata, Actinopteri, Salmoniformes, Salmonidae. Gene Ontology annotation, cellular component: Lsm1-7-Pat1 complex; P-body. Gene Ontology annotation, molecular function: RNA cap binding.